UUCCCUAACCCAACUCGCAGUCACAGUGGCUCGCGUAGUGGAUUGAUUGAUCGCAACCCGAGCCUGGUGGUGGCCGCCGCCCGCCGCUCCUCUCCUCUCCCUCCCUCGCCACCGCUUCCUCUCCUCCCCUCCUCUCUCUUUCUCUCUCUCUCAGCGCGGGGCAAGCUGAGAUUCCCUUCCCCGGGGUCAAUUCACAGGAGGGAGGAGGAGCUUCGCCUGGGAAGAAGGGGGCGGUGGUGCUAGGGCGGGAAGAGGAAGAAGAAGGCAGCAUCCGGCAUGUCGGGCGAGGAAGUCCGCAAUGUGUCUCGCGAGGAUAUACAGCACAUAAAGAAUCUUAUAGAGCGCUGCCUUCAGUUGUAUAUGAACCAGAAAGAAGUGAUUGAGAUCCUCUCCCUCCAGGAAAAGAUAGAGCCUAGCGUUACUGAACUUGUUUGGCAACAACUUGAGGGACAGAAUCCUGAGUUUUUCAUGGCAUACUAUAUGAGGCUAAUGCUUAAGAAUCAAAUAACGGCCUUCAAUAAGCUUCUUGAGGACCAGUUACAGAUUAUGAAUAAAGAGUUCUCUUCAGGGUUCCCUUCUAUGCCUCCUCCUAAUGGCUCUAAUUCGAACCCAUUGAAGCAAAAUUCAUGCUUUUUGCCAGAGACUACUCCCAGAUCUGCAAUGCCAGAUGGCAUAAUGCGCAAUGGAAGUUCAAGUGGUAUAAUAAAUGGCACGCCAUCUGGUGAUCAGUUAAUUUAUUCUGGUAAAGACAUGCAUGGCCUUCACAUUGGAACAGAUGCUUCAAAUACUCAGUUAGUGCAGAAUGCAACUGCUGUGAUGUUUGGUGUAGACAACGGCACAACAGUAAAGACGGAAUCUGCAUAUUCAAGCAAUGCUGAUUUUGCUUUCUGCGGGAAUACUUACCUGGAAUCAUGCCAGUCAAUUGGUGAUGCAUCUGGUGGAUCCUUUAGUAGCUCAGAGUUGAAUGGGCAACGACCGAAUGAUUCAAUUUUGGAUAUUGAGUCAUCAUCAUUUGGCUUCUUAAGCCAGAUUCCCCAAAAUUUUAUCUUUUCAGACUUGGCUGAGGACUUCAGCCAAAGUGCAGACAUAUUGGAGAAUUAUAGCAAAUCACCACUCCUCACUUCUGAAACAAAUAACUUCUCAGAUUCCGCAGGGGGAGAUCAUGCAGGUUGAGCAGCCAAGGUGCUCCGUCCAUUUGUACAUACCCUUAUGGGCAGGCUAAUCUCCAUUGAUGGAGAACUUGAGCAACUUUUGAGUUAGUUGUUUAUUUUUAUAGUUUUCUGGUCUUAUAUUGUGCUGGUUUGGAUUGGGUGAGUUGUCUACUACAUAUUGAGAGGGCAUAAUGGACUGCUCUUCCCGCAUGCUUUCUGAUAGUAUUGUAGUAGUGCCUUAUACAUUGUUGUGUUUCUGUAAGAUAAUCAUUAGACGCAGCCGUGUCCGCAUCUGCUUUUUAUUGGCUAAUGUUCUUGUUUGGCUUGUACAACGAAAUUUUGUUAUCUCAAGUGAAUGCCGAAAUCAGGGUUUAGCCUGUGAAUGUGAUAGCUAGGUAUAUGCA
Molecule: messenger RNA, 1555 nt
Organism: Phragmites australis (common reed)
Lineage: Eukaryota; Viridiplantae; Streptophyta; Magnoliopsida; Poales; Poaceae
Exons: 7
Coding region: 277-1173 (298 amino acids)
Source: RefSeq, a predicted model, not a curated record